This is a messenger RNA of Arachis duranensis, 1685 nucleotides long. Its product is annotated as vicianin hydrolase. The transcript has 13 exons. The coding region runs from base 96 to 1637 and encodes 513 amino acids. Gene Ontology annotation, biological process: carbohydrate metabolic process. The record is from RefSeq and is a predicted model, not a curated record. NCBI's taxonomy places the organism in Eukaryota, Viridiplantae, Streptophyta, Magnoliopsida, Fabales, Fabaceae. Gene Ontology annotation, molecular function: beta-glucosidase activity.
GUAUUGUUGUUGGUAACACAUACUUCCAACCUCGAGCUUUUAAAUAUGUAGGCAUGAAAUCAAAGUUUUAGAUAUCACACAAAAGCAAAAUAAUCAUGAGAGUUAAAUGUUCUUACUUCAUUUCCCUCCUCUCCGUAGCUACGCUUCUUUUAGCUAAUGGCUCUCAAAGUGUACCUUCUCCAACUGCACCACCAAGUCACUACACCGCAUCUUUCAAUAGAAGUCUUUUCCCUGUUGAUUUUGUAUUUGGUGCAGGUUCUGCUGCUUAUCAGUCAGAAGGAGCAGCAAAUAUGGAUGGAAGGGGAGCAAGCAUAUGGGAUACAUUCACGAAACAAAAUCCAGAAAAGAUUGCGGAUCAUAGCAAUGGUGAUGUAGCUGACGAUUUUUAUCAUCGUUACAAGAGUGACAUUAAAUUUGCUAAAGAAAUUGGCUUGGAUUCCAUAAGGUUCUCCAUCUCAUGGCCAAGAAUAUUUCCAGAGGGCAAAGGAAAAGUCAAUGCCUUGGGAGUUAAAUUCUACAAUGAUCUCAUUGAUGAGAUCCUCUCAAAUGGCUUAAUUCCAUUUGUUACUCUCUUUCAUUGGGACCUACCACAAGCUCUUGAAGAUGAGUACGGAGGAUUUCUUGGUUCUCAAAUAGUGGUGGAUUUCGGAAACUACGCUGAAUUCUGCUUCAAGACAUUUGGUGACCGAGUGAAGCAUUGGGUGACAUUGAACGAACCAUUGUCAUUCAGCGUGAAUGGCUACAAUGGUGGAACAUUUGCACCAGGAAGAUGCUCUAACUACGUUGGAAAUUGCAGUGCUGGAAACUCAGCCACUGAACCUUACAUCGUUGCACACCACUUCAUCCUUUCUCAUGCAGCAGCUGUCUCUUUGUACAAGACCAAUUAUCAGGCUUAUCAAGAAGGACAAAUUGGAAUCACCUUAGUGACUCAUUGGAUGGAACCAAAAUCAAAUAGUGCUGCUGAUCGCAAAGCUGCUAAACGGGCUCUGGACUUUUGGUUUGGAUGGUUUGCUCAUCCAAUUACAUAUGGUGACUAUCCAGAGAGUAUGAGAUCUUUAGUGGGCAGCAGACUCCCCAAGUUCAAGAAACAUGAAUCAGAAUAUGUAAAGGGCUCAUUUGAUUUUCUUGGUGUUAAUUAUUACACCACCAAUUUUGCAGAAAAUGCAUUGUCGACAAACACUGUCAACCAGAGUUUCUUAACCGAUAUGCAUACUGUUCUCUCUACGGUGAGGCGUGGCGUAGCUGUUGGAACUCCAACCGCUUUGAACUGGCUAUUCAUUUAUCCAAAGGGACUUCACCAUCUUUUGUUAUACAUAAAGGACAACUAUAAGAAUCCAACGAUUUACAUUACUGAAAAUGGUGUAGCAGAAGCAAAUAAUGCUUCAAAGCCAAUCAAAGAGGCCUUGAAAGAUAGUAUCAGGAUUAGAUACCAUGAUGGUCAUCUCAAAUCUCUUCUUCAGGCAAUAAAAGAUGGGGUUAACGUGAAAGGCUAUUAUGCAUGGUCAUUUCUUGACGAUUUUGAAUGGGAUGCUGGGUACACUUUUCGAUUUGGCCUCAUUUAUGUGGAUUUCAGGAACAAUUUGCGAAGAUAUCUCAAAUAUUCUGCUUAUUGGCUGAAGAUGUUCUUGGUCAAGUGAUGACCUAAUUUCCUUUCUUAAAUCAUUUGGAUUCCCAAGUUCUAAUAA